AAUUGAUCAAUAUUUUAUAAUUAGUUUUUUUUUUUUAAAUAAUUAGCAUUCUGUGUCUUGAUUAAGGAAUUUUCAUCAACUUCAGGGACACAGAAUAAUUCUCAUAGAAUUUCUUCUAGAAGUUUUACAGUUUUAUUUUUUGUUUAGGUCCAUGAUCCAUCUUGAAUUAAUUUUUUUUGGUCUAUGGUGUUCAAUAAGGGUCAAAAUUUUUUUAAGAUCAAAAACUGCAUUUUCUUUCUACAUUGAAUUAUCCUGGUACGCUUUAAAAAAAAAUCAAUAGACCAUAUAAAUGUGAGUGUAUUUCUGCUUCUCUAUUCUGUUUCAUUGAUCUGUUUAUUUAUUCUUACAGCACAUUGUUUUGGUUACUGUCACUUUAUUUAUUUAUUUAUUUUUUAGUUUUAGAUGGACACAAUAUCUUUAUUUUUAUGUGGGGCUGAGAAUCGAACCCAGUGCCUCAUGCAUGUUAGGCGAUCGCGCUACCACUUGAGCCACAUUCCCAGCCCGUACUGUCACUUUAUAAUGAGUCUUAAAAUGAGAUAAUGUAACUCCCUCACCUUUUUACUACUAUAUCAAGAAUUUCCCAACAGUUCAUUGAUGUAUAGAAAUACAGUUGAAUUUUGUAUAUUUCCUUUGUAUCUUAAAAAAAAAUGAUGCCUUUUAUUCUUUUUCUUUUUUGAUACUGGGUAUUGACCUAGGGGCAUUUAACCACUGAGCCACAUCCCUGGCCCUUUUAAUUUUUUUAUUUUGAAACAAGGUCUUGCUAAGUUGCUUAGGGUCUUGCUAAGUUGCUGAGGCUGGCUUUGAACUUGUGAUUCUCCUGCCUCAGGCUCCCAAGCAGCUGGGAUUGCAGGUGUGUGCCACCAGUCUGGGCCUUUUUUAUUCUUAAUUAAUUUUAUUAUGAUAUAAUUCACAUGAUACAAUUCACCCAUUUAAUAUGUACCUUUCAAUGGUUUUUACAAUAUCUACAGAUACAUGUAACCAUCACAAUGGACAUCUUGCAAAUUUGCCAAAUUUUCUUUUUAGUUCUAGUAGCUUUUUUGUUUUUAGAUUUAUUAGGAUUUUUUGGUAGUGUGCAAAACUUGCACCUGCUAGGCAAGUGCUCUACACUGCACUAUGUCCUCAGCUCCUUCUUUGAAAAUUUUUAUGCACAUAACCAUGAUAUAUAUGAAUAGCAUAAUUUUUCUUCUUUCUUUUUGGCAUUGGGAAUUGAACCAGGGGUAAUCUACCACUGAGCUACUUCCACCCCUUUUUAUUUUUUAUUUUGAGACAGGGUCUCACUAAGUUUUUUAGGGCCUUCCUAAGUUGCUGAGGCUGGCCUUGGAUUUGCAGUGCUCCUGUCUCAGCCUCUUGAGUUGCUGGUGUGUGCCCCGGGGCUCAGCACAAUUUUAUUUCUUUAAGACAUUACAUUUCAUUCUCUUGCUUGAUUACACUGGUCAGUACUUUUAGUAUAUUGUUAAAGAGAAGUGAUAAGAACAGAUCUUCUUAUAUUUUAUUUUCCCAUCUUUAUUUUUGAAGGAUGUUUACUCUGGGUAUCAAAUUUUAGAUUGGCUUUUAUUUUCUUUCUUCUUCUUUAGCACUUUACAAUAUCAUUCCAUUUUCUUUUGCUUCCAUUUGUUUCUGAUGACAAGUCAUCUAUCAUUUUUAUUAUUAUUCCUUAAAUGUAAUGUGGCCUUUUUCUCUGCUUUUGAGUUUACAAUUUUCUUUUAAUCCUUGGUUUUCAUCAAUUUGACUAUGUUGUGCCUAUAUGUGAUUAUUACAUUCAUGGGUUUAGAGCUUGGAUUCCAAUGCAGAGUUAAGGUCUUUAGGAGGUGUUUGAAUCAUGAGGUCAAAUCAAAUCUGACCUUGUGAAUGCUUGAACUGAGCUAUAUCCCCAGCCCUUUUCUCACUUUAUUUUUGCUUCCUGACUACCACAAGGUAAUCUGCUUUGCUCCACCACAUGCUCCCAGCCAUGAUGUUCUGCUUUUCACACUCAGAAGCAAUAGAGCCAUUUGAUCAUGGACUAAAACCUCUGCCACUAUGAGCCAUAAUAAAUCUUUUCAUCUAUUUAUUUAUCUAUUAGUUUAUUUUAGAUUAUAAAAACUUCCACUUUAAUCAAGGCUUUUAAUGUGGAACAGAUUUAUCAAUUAAAAUGGAAAGUUUCCAAUACAAUGAAACAAAAGUCCAUAGGUCACCAUACAUACAACACCCAGCAGGAAAAAACAAAACAGCAAGUUUACACAAUCCCUAUAACGGUCUGAUUCUCAGAUGUUCCAUCCAUCUGCCAAGUGUGUUCUGCUGGAUACAAAGCACACUGUGGCUAAGGCUGUGGGCCACAAAGCACUCAUCUGGUCCGGCAGUGGUGGCUCUAUUCCACAAACAAAGCCAUUAUCAGCACAUUCAAACAGUGUAUUGAGCAUCUUUUAAAUAUAAAAGUAGAAAACAAGAAGGCAACAUGAUCAUGUUAUCAGAAAGAUAUCAGAAAGUUAGGGCAGCUAUGUAAAGCUGGAGGCUUCAUUUCUUUGGCUUCUUGGGUAGUGGCUGCCAAAAUAGCAAGAUAUGAAGUUCUGGUUCAUGGAUCAUAUAAUGAACCCAUCCCUGACACCAAGAUUCUUCCAUUCACAUUCAGUGGGUUUUAGGGACCAGUUUGGCUCUGUCCUUGGGCAACAUGACAUGCCAGUACUUGAACUCCUUGUUGUCAUAUUUGUCUGAAUAGUAAAUUUAUUUGUGUGACAUAAUUGCUCUGCCUGCAGGCCUCCAGCACCAUGCUGCCAACCUCUCCAGAAGCAUGACAGAUCUUUCCUUUUAGGUUGAUUUUCUCAGGUAUUUUGUCUUGGGAGUGAAAAGCUGACUAGCACAAGAUUGCAUAAUUUUUUGAUUUGCCUUGAGGUUUUAUAAUCCAGUAUUUUGUACAUUAUAUUUUUCAAUGUUAGAAUUUCCAUGUAGUUCUUUUGUUCCAUUUUCUGGAGCUUCCAUUUGUUUGCCAAUAUCCUUCAUCUUUUUAGUUAUAUUGUCCACUUUUCUCUUUAAAUUCUUUAUUUUUAAGUUUUAGGGUUUUUACUUAGUUCUUUUGUUAUUUUAAAAAAGAGUUUCCAUUUGUUUGCCUGUAAUAGCUUGUUACUAUAAUGAAUUAGCUGAUGCAGAAUAACUUUUUAAAGAAAAGAGAUUUAUUUAGCUCAGUCUGGAGGCUCAGAGGCACGGUGCUGAUAUCAGCUUACUUCUGGUGAGCAUUUCAUGGAGGAUGGCAGGAACAUGUAUGAAAGGGGGAGAUCAUAUCACUGAACAGGAAGUUAAAGAGCAAGUCAGGGGUCAGCCUCACUCUUAUAACAACUUCCUCUUGAGAGAAUUUCAGUCCAGGAAACAACAUUCCCUUCCAAGGGCAGUGACCCCAAGGACCUGAGGAGCUCCCUGUAGUCCUCACCUCUUAAAGAUCUCCCAUUGCCUCUGUAGGGGCCAACUUCUGAUGCACAAGUAUUAAGGGACAAACCAUAUCCAAACCACAGCAUCAUCAGAAUCUUACAUCUUUUCUUUCAUUUUUUCCACCUUUUCCUCUAAAAUAUUUAUCCAUUUCAUCCAUAUUUAUAUCAUAUUAGAUAUUUUAAAGUCCUUGUCUGCUAAUUUGAACAUAUGAGUCAUCUGUAAGUCUGCUUCUAUUAAUUUUUUUCCCUUUUGGUUACAAGUCACAGUCUUUUCCCAGCUUCUUCAUGUGUCUCAUUUUUAAAAAAUAUAUGCCAAACACUGGAUAAAUGUAUUAGAGACUGAGCUAGGCCAUUUUUCCAUUAAACAGGAGUUCAGUUAGAUUGGGACUGAGUUGUCACUACCUAGUUUUCAUUCAUCUCGGUUUCAAGUGUCUUGAGGGUGGGAUUAGACCCUUUGGUUCCAGCAUAAGUAUGGAAUCACUGCACUGUUAGACUGGAGAUCUUGCUUUGCCUGCCAGAUCAGUCUCCAGUUCCCUGUACUAUUGCUGAUGGAGUACAAGUCCCAAGGAGAAUAUGAUGGUUGCAGAUUCUGGUUAGUCUAGCAGCUCAUGAGCAGUCAUUGAAUGUUCAACUGAUUUCUUCUAAACCCCACAACAUUACUCUGCAUUUGGAAGGCUCACAGCUCUCUGUCCCUGGGUCCAGAGUUUUGGUAAAUAACCACAGUCAUGAACUAGAAAAGGAUUGAAAUUGAGUUUAUGUAGACUUUUUGUAUCUAUUUUUCUUUGACAACUUAAAGAAAAUUGCUAUUUUUCUUUUUUAGUUCAUCCAGUGUUUUCAUAUUGUUAUAGUUACUGACCAAGUUAUAGUCUCUGUGGCCCUCUACUUCCUAACUGGUGGUAAAAUUCUUGAUAUUCUCAUGAAGUAGCAUUUCUUCCUCCUUUCUGGGGGAAGAAACUAUAGGAAGUGGGACCUAGCUAAAGGGAAUGGGUCCCUGGGACAUGUUCUUGGGGUCUAUAUACUGUCCCUGGCCCCUUUCUGUUUCCUAGCUGCCAUAAGUUAAUUGGUUUUUAUUUGCCAUGCUCUUCUGCCAUGUUGUACUGCGUCACCACCGGCCCAGAAACAAUGGAACCAGCCAGCAUGAACUGAAAUGUCUGAAACUGAGGAGGAGGAGCAGCCUGAAGAUAAAGAUGAAAAUCCCUUAUUAUCAGAGAACCCAUCAGAGGUAGAGACUGAUAUUUUGGCUGAGACACAGAAAACGGACGAUACUGAAGCUCCAGUGAUCCAGGAUGAGAUCUCCGAAGAAGAUAAGGCAGUUAUAAAGAUCCAGUCUUGGUGGCGGGGCACACUGGUGCGUAGGACACUGCUACACGCUGCCCUCAGGGCCUGGGUCAUUCAGUGCUGGUGGAGGCUGAUACAAGCAAAAUUUGCAGAGAAGAGGCGCCGGGUGACACUUGAUAGAUUUUCACGGGAGGAGUGGGCAGCAGUCAGACUGCAGUCCUGGGCCCGCAUGUGGCGCAUCCGUCAGCUCUACUGCCAGGUGCUCAAUGCUGUUCGUAUCAUCCAGGCCUACUGGAGGUGCCACACCUGUGCUUCCCGGGGUCUCAUUAAAGGCCAAUACCGAGUCACAGCCAGCCAGCUGCAUCUCGAGUUGGAGAUCCUGCUGGGCUCAGGGCCCUGUGUUGUGACAGAGUGUAUUCCCCUCCCAAUAAAGCAGUGAAGUGAUCUUCCAAA
Messenger RNA from Marmota monax (woodchuck), 5126 nucleotides. RefSeq names its product IQ motif containing F1 (gene Iqcf1). The record is from RefSeq and is a predicted model, not a curated record. The coding region runs from base 4543 to 5112 and encodes 189 amino acids. Gene Ontology annotation, molecular function: calmodulin binding. Lineage: Eukaryota; Metazoa; Chordata; Mammalia; Rodentia; Sciuridae. The transcript has 4 exons.